CAAAGCAUACUAUCUAUCUACCUGAGGGAACAAGAAGGGGCUUCGAUGGCCGCGUUGCUUCGGUUUGCCGCGAGGAAGGUCUGCGGCCAUGCCGGCCUUGAGCGGCCACUGCAGGGCAGUUUCAUGGCGGCCAGGUCGAUCGCCGUCGUCAAGGAGGAGGAGCCGCGGAAGCUGCCGUGGACUAUUUUCCAUGGCAGGCUGCGCUCACUCCAGUGGUUCAGCAGCACCCCUGAAUCACCAUACGAUCCUCUCACCAACAAUCACAAGCACUUCCCUGUGAGCCUCGGCACACGAGGAUUGGAGGAGAAGCGGCAGGAGUUGCUCCGUUUGCUCCGCGAGAUGGACGAUCUUCAAGCUGAGAGAUGCACCAUGGAGAUCAAGAAGAACACCAAGCUGCUCCAGUUGCUUGGGCGACCCCCUUCAAAACCAUGGUCAGCUGAAGAUUUCAAACGACACUUUGGCGUUUAUCACUUUCAGGACUUUAUACUAUCCCUUCCAGCUAUGGCAUGUGCAGUCCUUCACUUUGUCGUUAUCUCUAUGAUGACUAUCUUUAUCUUGCUUUCGCCCUUCUUCUUACUUUAUGAGUACUGUACAUCUACAUCUAGGACCGGCCAGAAAUAUAAGGAGCAUACACUUUCCGAGAAAGAUUUAGCUGCGACCAAGGAGUAGUCUAGCUUAUCAUUUGGACCAAUGUAUUUGAUAUCGGAAGUGUGUGCUAUACUACAUUACUUCUGUGAAGAAUGAGAGCUACAUUGCAGCUGUACUACGAAUGGUUUAUCAACCAAAUAAAUGUUCUUAACUCCCUAAAAAUACCCUUAUUUUAUAUGGACGCAAGUGUUCUUGAGGAGUUAGUGUCUUUGUGUUGAGUAUGUGAACCGGAGCUCCUAGAUUCAUAAUCAUUGCAUGUAU
Triticum urartu is the source of this 909-nucleotide messenger RNA. RefSeq lists its product as uncharacterized. NCBI's taxonomy places the organism in Eukaryota, Viridiplantae, Streptophyta, Magnoliopsida, Poales, Poaceae. The record is from RefSeq and is a predicted model, not a curated record.